CGUAAAAUAAGUUUCUGUAAAAAGAAAAAGCUGGAAAAUGUAGAUUUUGGGAAAGUUUUUCAAAACGAUUUUAAUUCGGUUUACUUCCUGUGAUUAAUUUCCUCAUCAUGGCUUCAAAUACAACAGAUCAAUCAAAUACCGCUGAGAGAUCACUGGAUACCAACGAUAGUUCUAAUGCAACUUCCAACGAAACUAUCGAAGAUGGACAAGAUGAAAAUUUUGUUAAUCCUGAAAAGAGACUUGAAAGAAUUCAAUGGUGGUGGGACAAAACUCUCUACGUCCUACUGCCACUCUUGAUUGCCGCAAUUGGAACAAUUGGAGCCGGUUUAGUAUUCGGAGCAAUUGAUGGAUGGCCAGUGUUCCAGAAAGUGACUGAACUCUUUAUUAUUUUGCCCUCAUUGAUGGGAUUAAAAGGAAAUUUAGACAUGAAUUUAGCUUCACGAUUCUGCAAACAAGUCAAUGUGGACAAUUUGAAGGAUUACAAAUUUAUGUUAUUCCUCAUUUUAGGGAAUAUUUGCUACGUUCAAAUUCAAGCUAUAAUUGCAUCAUUUGCCGUGGCUAUUUUCGCACUCACUGUCAAUGCAGCAAUAAAUCAGAGAUUUUCCGUCAAUAAUUCCGUCAUUCUAAUUGCAACUAGUAUGUUUACUGCAACGACAACAUGCUUCAUUUUAGACAUUGUCCUGAUAGCAGCCAUCAUCUUAACAAAACGCUUCAGCCUGGAUCCAGAUAAACUACUAACACCGAUUGCAAAUUGCAUAGGAGACCUAGUUUGUCUUGCCCUUCUUGCAGCUAUGGCGACUGCUUUGUACGAAACCUUAGACGGUAGAACCUGGAUCAGCUACAUAGUCAUCCUAAUCUACAUCCUUAUCCUCCCAUUUUGGGUGUAUGUUGUGAUACGCAAUAAGUUUAUGGGGCAUGUUUUAAUGGAGGGUUUGAGACCUAUAGUUUUAGGGGUUAAACACAUGUGGACUUUAAGAUACUGGACAGAUAAAGGAGCAUUUAGUUAAAUGAGUUAAAUAAAAUACAUCAUAAACUUUAUUUCCUUUACGUGUGAUAGAACAAAAAAAAUUAUGAAAUUAUUAAUAAAAAUAAUUUUGCGCAAUAAAAAGGAUUUAAAAAAAAAAGAAAUUACCAGACUUACUGUUUUCUUCUAAAAUUAACUGAAAAGAGGAGAUUAGA
This is a messenger RNA of Lutzomyia longipalpis, 1179 nucleotides long. Its product is annotated as solute carrier family 41 member 1-like. The transcript has 4 exons. Gene Ontology annotation, biological process: monoatomic cation transport. Gene Ontology annotation, cellular component: plasma membrane. The record is from RefSeq and is a predicted model, not a curated record. Lineage: Eukaryota; Metazoa; Arthropoda; Insecta; Diptera; Psychodidae. Gene Ontology annotation, molecular function: monoatomic cation transmembrane transporter activity. Bases 108 to 1007 code for a protein of 299 amino acids.